AACUGCUCGGGAAAUUCGAAAAUGCGCGACCCGAACGAAAAACCCGAAGGAUCCGAAGAAUCGUAGAGGGCGAUGGCGAUGGCAAAAGUGGCCAAAGCCACGAAUGAAUGGCCAGGCGCUUUAGUACUGAAAAGGUCGUGGAUUUGUGUAGUUGUCGUGCUCCGUUGUCGCCGUUUUGUCGAGUUGUCGUGUUGUCGUUGUCGUUGUCGCGUUCGUAUGUGGCAUCGAAUCGCCUAGCAUCGCAUCGCAUCGCAUCGCCUAACAUCGCGUAGCCGCAGUGUUGACCGUCCGCAUCCGCAAAACUGGCAAACGAAGCAAGUUAGCUAAAAUUCAAGAAACAAGUGCCAGUUAAGAUAUAUUUUGAAGAGUAUAUCUCAAUCGGCGGUUAUCGCAAUUGUUGAAUGCUAAAAAGUCAAGUGAGACGACAGUGCACGUGCUGCUACGACAAAGUACAAGUAGAAACAUCUCAAACGCCUGCGUUAAGUUUCUGAAUGUGUUGUUAUGCAAAUCGCGUCCUUUUUGGGCUUGAGGCAACAAUACAGUGAACGUGUGUUAUGUAUGCGUGUGUGUGUGUGUGUGUGUAAGUGAGUGCGGUUGAGAGUGUGCGAGUUACAGUUUAUAUAUAUAUAUACGCUGGUGUACGCGCCCACAAUGCAUAAAUCAAAAUACACAUUAUUGAGUCAUAAAUAAAGUUCGCAUCGGCUGCUACUUUAAAUAUUGGCCUCUCGGCUCUCGGCGAUUUUUUGGGAAGACGAUAAAAGCAAAAGCAAAAGCACAAACGAAAAGCAAAAACCCAAAGCGAAAAGCAAGGCAGCCGAAAUCGAAAUUUUUGCCUCGCACCCGCCAAAUACUUUGCCAUAUUUUUUGCUCAAUUGCCUGCCGCUUCUCCAGAUCCUUCUGGCCCUUCAGUUCAGCUCCUUUAGCUCAUUGGUGGUAUGAUGUGUGUGCUCGUCUCGCUGCUGGCUGCAUAAAACUCGUUCAAUGCCAACACGCCCUAAACAACAGCAGCAGCAAUAAGCAAUAAGCACAGCGGCAACAACUUCAUCGGUGGCAACAACAUUGGCCUAUACCCCUGCGGGCUGAUUUUAUUACAAAGACCGUAAAAAACGCCGAGAAAAAAGCGGAGUAAACGCCACAGCAAAGGGAUACAAUACGGCCAAAAUAACAGGGUUAUCACUCGGAGGACGAGAAAGGAUAUGGCUAAGCGUCAGGAUGGCAGGCAAAAGGAUUUGAAAUUACAUUUUUAAUGCAGAGCGGGCAAGAGACAGAGAAAAAAAGGAAGAGAGAUCGCGAAAUGAGCAACACGUGCGCGCUUUAUUUUAAAUAUUUAUAAACAAACACAGAACACACACUCACUCCUACAAACACACACACACACUCGCACACUCUUGCGCGCAUUUAGGUGACCAAAGUUAAGCCUCGUCAAAUUCUAUUAAAAAUUCAUCUUAACGGUUAUACGUUUUUCGUACAAACAGCAGCAGCAGUUAAGGAGCCAAGGCGAAAAAAAUGUUUGUAAAUAUUAAAAUGAAUUUAUGUGCAGCGCAAAAGUUUUUAAUUAAGUGAAAAGCGAAAACACGAGUGUGCAAACGAUAAAAACGCGCAACCAAAAAAAGGGAAAUAAAAAUCAUCGAGAGAGAGCGAGUGAAUUAGAGCAACGAGCUUAAAUAUUUGAAGCGAUGUUCGAGCAGGCCGAGCCCAAUUUAUUUGCAUACUUAAUGGCCGUUCAGUGAGCCCUGAAAUCGAGCAGAAUACUAACUAAACCGUAAUCAGCAAUCGGAUUGGAAGCCCAGCUAAAACCAUGACCAUCACCGUCUCAUUCCUCAUCUGCCUGAUUCUGGUAGCCAACAUUAUUACCUUUGCCAAUUCGCACGAACAUGCCGAUGGCUUCAAGCCAGAUGGCGAAAUCCUGCGCGUUCUGGUGAACAGCUCGGCCCAAAUUAAAUGUGAUGUGGGCUCCAGCCAGGCCGAUGACAAAGUACUGCUGGUCGUUUGGUACAAGAAUAAUUUACCCAUUUACAGCUACGACACACGUGGCGCCCACGCUGGCACCCCAUCACAUUGGCGGGACGAGGAGGUUCUCGAGGAUCGGGCCGUCUUUCGCACGCACAAGGAGCCUGCGGAAUUGAUUAUAAAUCCGGUUAAGGAAAAGGAUGCGGGCAACUUUCGCUGUCGCGUGGACUUCAAGCUUUCGCAGACCCGCAACAGCAAUGUCAAUUUGGAGGUUGUCGUGCCUCCCACGCAGCCGAUUAUCUUUAAUGAACGUCGCCUGCGUAUCGAUUCGAGGGCAGGUCCUUAUGAAGAAGGAGGCAGCCUGGAAGUCACCUGCGUUGUCUAUGGAGGUUCUCCACCGCCGACUGUCAUCUGGCUGAUGAAUGGCCAGCUGCAGAACAGCGUCGUCGAUUACACAUACGAUGGCGCCAUCAACAGCAAACUGGUGGUUCGCAACCUGUCAAGAAUCCACCAGCAUGCGGUCUACACCUGCCAGGCCAGCAAUUUCCACAAGAAAUAUGUGGCCACCAACAUAACCAUUGAGCUCUACCUGCGGCCUCUUCUGGUGGAAAUCAGCUUCAACAAUCAGCCAAUGUCAGCAGAUCGGAAGUACGAGAUCGAAUGCCAGGCGAUUGGAUCGAGACCACCGGCCAAAAUUACCUGGUGGAUGGGCAAUCUCGAGCUCCAUGGUCACAGUCAGAAGGUCUCUGAGGAUGGCAAUGUCAGCACUUCGGUGCUAUCGAUCACACCCACUCGAGAAGAUCAUGGCAAGGCCUUGUCCUGUCGAGCCACCAAUGAACUCGUUCGAAAUGGCAUUCGAGAAACGGCCAUGAAACUGAAUGUUUUCUUCAUUCCUACCUUGCAACUGGACCUGGGCUCCAAUCUAAAUCCGGAGGAUAUCGAGGAGGGCGAUGAUGUCUACUUCGAGUGUAAAGUGCAUGCAAAUCCGGCUGCUUAUAAAGUUGUAUGGAAGCAUAAUCAUCAAAUCAUCCAGCACAACCAGCGAGCGGGCGUGAUUGUCAGCAGCGGAGAUCUGGCGCUCCAGGGUGUCACUCGUCACCAGGCGGGGAACUAUACCUGCACCGCCUCAAAUGUGGAGGGCGAUGGAGAUUCCAAUGUGGUCGAGCUGAAAGUGAUGUAUAAGCCAAUUUGCCGGCCCGAUCAAAAGAAAAUCUAUGGAGUGGCGCGAAACGAAGCGGCCGAAAUAGUGUGCGAAGUUGAUGCCUUUCCGCCGCCGGAAAACUUCAAGUGGUCCUUUAACAACACGGCGGAGACUUUCGACAUGCCGCAGAGCGGCUUCCGGCCACAUUCCGCUCAGGGUUCCACUCUCACCUAUACGCCCGUCAAGGAAAUGGACUUUGGCACCAUCAUGUGCUGGGCCGACAACAAUGUGGGUCAGCAGAAGGAGCCCUGUGUGUUCCAUUUGAUAGCCGCUGGCAAACCGGAAGCGCCCACCAAUUGUACGGUGGUCAAUCAAACGUCCGACUCGCUGGAGGUUUAUUGCAUUGAAGGAUUCGAUGGCGGGAUGCGGCAAUGGUUCCUCAUGGAAAUCUUCGACCAGCACAGCGGUCAGCUUCAGGCCAACAUCAGUGCCAAGUUUGCGGCCCUGAGCGUUACGGGCUUGGAUGCUGGCCGCCUGUUUCGGAUCUAUGUGUAUGCCGUCAAUGGUAGAGGACGCAGUGAUGCCAUUGCCCUCGAUGGAUACACUUUAAAGGCGGCCGAGAAACAGACUGUCGCCUUGACCUCGUACAAGGGCAGCGCCCAGAGUCCGGACAACUUUGAGCUGACACCGAUCCUGUCGAUUGGCAUAUUCGUGGGCAUCCUUGUGGCCAUCGUUUGCAUUGGGAUUGGCACCAUUGCCGCACUGAAGCUGCGCUCCCACAAACAUCAACAGCAACAGAAAUUCGUACAUCCAAAUGCGAAAUUCUCACGUCCGGGCAAUUUGCAAAUUAAGGACAAAAUCUCAUUGCCAUUGAGUCACUCCGAGGAGAUGUACGACGAGAAGAAUCCCGAUGUUGUGCCCUACAAUGAGGUUGAUGGCGAAUAUAAACAAAAAUCAGCAACACAAACGCCAUCGGGACAUCUUUCGACGACCAGCGAGGUGGAAAUCAGCUGCAAGCCGGGCUCAACAUCCGGCACCGGAAUCGUCCAGGCCAACUCGGCGGACAGUGGCACCUAUCAGAGCAGCAAGGACGAUGAGCUGCACUACGCGGAGCUGUCGCUGACCAAUAUGCCAUCCGGCAGCAGUGUAGCCUCCAAGAAGGGUCAGCCGGUUGGUGGAGUUGGUGUAGUACAGCAGGUGCAGCAGCAGCAACAGCAGCAGCAGGGACAGGGACAGCAUCCUCAUCCCAUGAUGGGUGGCACCUUGCCGCACGGGUCUAGCAUGCGAAAGCUGCUCCCCACCAUUCCGGCGACGGCGACGCUGCAGCGUCACAAGCCAAAUGCGGGCGGACUGCAGCAUCCGCACCAGCACGCUCCGCCGCCCACGUACGACUACGAUUACUUUGAGGAGCCGACGAUAUAUGCGCAAAUCGAUGCGUACAAGACGAUGCAGGUGGACACGACUGGGGCAGGUGUGCAGCAGGGUGGCAUUGUUCCGGGUGCCGGGCAAUGCGUCUCCUCGCCGGGAUCGCAUGGCACACCAUCCACCGUUUCGCCUGGUACCGUGCAGAUGUAUACCCUGCCCCAGCAUCCCGGUGGCUAUCACACUCUGCCGCACAAUCAUCACGCACAGCAGCAGCUGGCGGGCGGUCCACAAAACUCCGCUUCGAUGAUGCAAAUGAUGCAGCAGCAGCAGCAGCAGCAGUUGCACCACCAUCCUGCGUCCAAUAUGCCGCCAUCCUACCAGCAACACCAGCAACAGCAACAGCAAAUGGCCCAUGGCCAAAUGCUGGUUUCGAGCAACAGCAGCGGAUUGGCCUCCACCACGGCGGCCGUGGCCAGUCCCAGUAGUUCAUUAUCGGGACUUUCAGGUGUAGGCAAGUCCUAUUCACGCGAAAUUGUAACCGUUCGCACACCGCUCAUGUAUUCGCAGCAGGAGAGCUGUGUCUAAGGUGGAUUUAUCCCAAAUCCUUGCACUCCCAAAAAUCCAACAAAAUAAAAUGGAAUAGAAAAUAGUCAUGUAAGUCUUGAGCUCUUCGUGGUUGGUGUCUAGGCUAAGUGUUGCCAAAACGAAUUGAAUUAAAAAAAUUACAGCAUUCAUGAGAAUUGAAGGAAAUCGUUUGUGUGCUCGUCGAGGAACUGAAUAUUUUUAAAUACCAAUCUUGGAAUAAGCGGCCACAAUGUCCCCUAAACCCCUUUGAUCUAAAAAUGUAUUUAUUUUUAUCAUUUAUCACUGUAAAUAUUCAAUUUUCUACUUCUAAUAUCUUUAAAAGCAUUUACUGCCAAUUAUACGAAUCUAUUUUAGGUUAAUUUUAUUUUUCAGAAAGCUAGUUAAGUUUAUUACUAAGUAAAGCAAAUUGUUUAGAAAAAUAUUUACCUAUUUCUACCUUAAAAAUAGUUUUUUCAAUACUUUAUAGAAAAUAUUAAAACCAAUUCAGGACUCAAUUUAAUAAUUAAACUCACAAAAUAUUUAAAAUAUGUUGUUUAUUCAUUAAAUAAUAUUUUAAUUUGCAUGGAUAAACACAUCAGUUACACAUUUAAGUCAUGAUUCAACCAUUAAUAAACCAAAAUUGAUCAAAAAAAUAUAAGCAGAAAAGAUGCCGAAAUCAUAAUUUAUAACCCUCCUCAAGUAUUUAGUAAAUCCCGCAGAAAUUCAUUCAUUUUUUAUGAUCACUUUAAAAAAAUAACCAAAAGAUAACGAUGCAGCAGAUGAAGAAUGUUCCUUCCUUACAGUAAGUACUCAGAUGGACACACACAGACAGUCUAUGGAAUAUUUUUGUCAACAGAUUACUUCACACAAACGAGAAUUAAUAUAGUUAAAUUUGCAUUAAUUUUCCAAGGAGACUUUGUAAAUGUUUGUAAAUGUCAGCUGGCUAGUGAAGCGCGGCAAUUUCUAGCAAUUAGGCUCAAAGAAUGCAUAAAUUUAGUAUAUAUAUUUAGUAAGUAUAUCCUUGAUAUAAUAGACUUAAAGCUCACACUCACUCAACCAAAGAUAGGCGAGCAAUGCGAAGGCGCAACUUCUUGGCAAUUAUAUUGAAAAUAAAUUACAUUAUUCGAAUCUAUGGUAAAACAAUAUAAAUAAACAAACACACACAAGCAAAUUAGCUGCAAUUAGCUUAGCAUAAAUGAAUACUAAGUAUUAAUGUGUAAAUAGCAAAAUCGUAAAUCAAAUUUAUUUUACAAAACCCAAAAAGCAAAUCAAACAGAAAAUCAGCAACCUAAUGAAUGGUAAUUAGUUGCACUUUCCAUGCAAAAAAAAAGAAAAAGCAAAACACAGAAAGAGAAAAUACUUGAAAAGACUAUAAAUAACAAAAAGAAAACACAACCAGGACCUAUCGUUGGUAUGUAAACUUUGAAAACGAAAAUAGAAAGAAAAACAAAGGGGGAAAUUGUUGUUUGUAAAUUGCAUUUAUAUAUCAAAUUGUAUUUUUUUCUCUUCAAUGUAUAAAUCAAUGUUUGAACUGUGAAAAGGUAUAAAACUAACAAAAUAAAUGCACCUUGUAAAUUAUUGUUACAUUUUAAUAUUUGUGUUUAAUGAAUGGGAGAAUAGAAAACAAACACACACACACACACACUCAGAAAACAAACCAAAACGAAAUGCUAUACUCCUUUAAAGUAUGUAAAGUGAAAACAAAAAUGUUGAGCUGUAAUUGUAAUAGACAGAAUAAUGGCCCAGCAUGGCGAAUGCAAUUUCCAUUUCAAGCUAGUUAAGACAAAAAGACAAAAACUCUUAAAAAAUCAACUAAAAAAAACCUAAAAAAAAGAAAGAAAAGAAAAGAAGUGAUUUCUCUUACAUCAAUUAGAAUGAAAUACAAAAGGAAAAACAACAAGUACAUAUAUAGGUCGGUCAUCAUCUAUGCGUAUAUUUCUGCAUGUAAGUGUUCCAACCAAAUAUGAAUCUAAAACUAAGUGUAGCUAAUUUAACAUCUAAACGAAGCCAUAAAAAAUAAUUGUAAAAUAUAUUAAUGAUUUAGUUUAAAAGACAGCAAGGCAGCAACAUAUACUCUAUACAAAAUGAAUUAUGAAUGUAUGUUAUGAUUAAGCACUCGAAACGAUAUGGAAAAUACCCCUCCCUUAUCCCAAAUGAAUACAAGGAAUACAAUAAUAACUUGAGACACAAGAAACAAACUGAACAGCAAACAAACUGAAUGAACUCAACCAAAUAAAUCCAUACAAAAUUUCAAUGAAA
Messenger RNA from Drosophila eugracilis, 7279 nucleotides. Its product is annotated as hemicentin-1. The record is from RefSeq and is a predicted model, not a curated record. Gene Ontology annotation, molecular function: protein binding. NCBI's taxonomy places the organism in Eukaryota, Metazoa, Arthropoda, Insecta, Diptera, Drosophilidae. The transcript is spliced from 17 exons. The coding region runs from base 1799 to 5041 and encodes 1080 amino acids.